GAUGGCGGUAGAGGUCACUCGUUGAAUGCAGAUUGUCUUUAUCGAAAACAAUAGGGCUAGCCAGUAAAAUUUGAGUUGAGUAUGGGAAAACAUAAAGGGAAAGCUAAAGUGGCUCCGCCUCGACAUAAACUUAGUAAGAGUUCAAGGUUUGAAGCUGCUUGGAAUGGCACAGAAGACUUUGAUGGAGACGAGAUAAAUACACGCGGUAAAUGUUUAGCGUACCCUUUCCCCCCUAACAUCAGAAUGCAUAUUCUCCAUGCUGUUCUUUAUUCAUUUCCUAAGGUACUGGAAAAGGAAUUUGUUGAAUAGUCAAGAGCUCCUUUAGUCGGUGAUCAUUUCCCUUAUUCUCGUAACCUUACUGUGUACCUCAGGGGUGACAUCAUAGGAGAAAUUAGAUGCUUGUCGCUACGAGGGGUUAAAGAGACGAUGGUUCUCAUAGAUGCUUCUAUUGUUGAUUAUGUGGCAUAAACUACAGGAUACAGAUUCAGCGAGAUGCAUCUUGUCUGCUUGCUCUGAAGAGCAGGGAACAAGUUUUUGAAAUGAUUUUCAACAUGAUUCAAUGGGAUUUGGUAUUAAAGAGAUGAUGGUAAGAAAAAGGAUUAUGGCAGAGGAUUUCCUUUUCCUUUGGCCAUGUGGGAUUUGGAGCACUGUGAUCCAAAGAAGUGUUCAGGAAGAAAGCUUUCAAGACUUGGCUUUGUGAAAACACUUAAAAUUUCCCAAAGGUUCAAUGGUCUGAUUUUAAGUCCCUUGGGGAAGCAGUGUGUUUCACCUCAGGACCACACCCUUGUUAUGGAUCAUGGAAUAGCUGUUAUUGACUGCUCGUGGGCCAAAUUGGAGAGCACACCAUUUGGAAGGAUGAGAGGAGGUCACAUGCGCCUGUUACCAUAUUUAAUUGCUGCAAACCCUAUCAACUAUGGAAAGCCCUGUAAAUUGUCUUGUGUAGAAGCAUUUGCUGCCACGUUGUACAUCAUUGGGCAACGAGAUCUUGGUUCUACACUGUUGAAGCGUUUUAAGUGGGGGACGUCAUUCUAUACAUUGAAUAGGACUCUGCUAGACCGCUAUGCUACUUGUUCAUCCAGCAAAGAUGUUGUGAAAGCUCAGGAUAAAUGGCUGGAAGAAAUGGAUGAAGAACAAAAUGCUCAGUCAUCACAAGAUUUGAUGGACAUUGAUAUGACCAAGGAACAUUUUAACCCAAAUCGGCCCAUUUUGAGUGAAAAUGAGUCAAGUAACAGUAACAGCGACGAUGGUGAUGAUGUUGACGUUGACGAUGACGAUAUGGAUACGGAUGAUGCAACGGAUGAUGAUAUCGAGAAUGGACACGAAAGUGAUGAAGAUGAAAAGGCUGAACUGAAUUUUGGUAUUGUUAGAAAAGAAAACGGACAAGAAGAAACAGAAGAUCGACAAUUACUAGAAAGAGACGGAACUGAAGGUGCGUCGUGCGGUAUUAGUUCUGCUGAAGAUAAACAUUUCGGGGAUUGUUUUGGCAAGGGAAACUUGCCAGGAAAUGAUCACAGUGUCGACUCUCCCGUUGGCGAUGAUACGCUGGAAAUAACCAGAAGGACCGAACUUUUUCAUUUGAAUGAUAGAUAGUACCGGUUUUAAAUUUGCGAAGCUGGCAAUUCACGGACCAAUGGUGUCUUUAAUCCUGAAACUAAUAAAAUGUCUAAAAUAGAAGAGAUCAGUACAGAUGCAACAUGAGGCAUGAAUUAUUAAUGUAUGCACCAAAAAGUAGCGUACUACAAAAGUAUCCCGCGAUCUUGCUUUCA
Pocillopora damicornis (cauliflower coral) is the source of this 1766-nucleotide messenger RNA. Its product is annotated as 18S rRNA aminocarboxypropyltransferase. Gene Ontology annotation, biological process: maturation of SSU-rRNA. NCBI's taxonomy places the organism in Eukaryota, Metazoa, Cnidaria, Anthozoa, Scleractinia, Pocilloporidae. The record is from RefSeq and is a predicted model, not a curated record. Gene Ontology annotation, molecular function: rRNA small subunit aminocarboxypropyltransferase activity.